AUGAACAGCUUCAAAAACCUGUUUUCUUGUCUGACGCCCUGUUUCGACUGUGCGGAGGGGUCCAGUUUUGAUAGUGUGCCAUACCCAAGAUUCAACGCAGUUUACCAACCGACUGUGAGGUUAGAUGUCGGAAGAAUGGGUAAAAACGUGGUGAUUUUGAAAGAAGGAGAAAGGAUUUGCGGUAUUGGAGGAGCAAUCGCAACUGUGCCAAUUGUUCAAAACAAAGCGUACUUCCAAGUGACUAUACAACAAACUGGUAUCUGGGGAAUCGGACUCGGCCAGAAACAAUCCCCCUUCGAUCAAAUUCCGUGCACAGAGAAGUUCUGGGGAAUAAGAGAUAAUGGAGAUAUCGCGAAAGAGAAUCAACUGGUAGCAAAAAUGGCAAAAACUGUGGAGGAAGGAGAUGUUGUGGGAGUCACCUACGACCAUGUGGAGCUCAAGUUCUAUGUGAAUGGGAAGCCAGUCGAGGAUGUUAUCACUGGAGUCAAAGGACCGGUGUACCCCAUGGUUUACGUCGAUGACUCUGCAAUCCUCGAUCUCAAGUUUAAAAACUUUACGGAAGCACCGCCACCUGGAUUUGGAGAAAUUCUUGUGGAACAAACUAUACUUUAA
Caenorhabditis remanei is the source of this 612-nucleotide messenger RNA. RefSeq lists its product as uncharacterized. NCBI's taxonomy places the organism in Eukaryota, Metazoa, Nematoda, Chromadorea, Rhabditida, Rhabditidae. Gene Ontology annotation, molecular function: protein binding. The record is from RefSeq and is a predicted model, not a curated record. The coding region runs from base 1 to 612 and encodes 203 amino acids. The transcript has 5 exons.